This is a messenger RNA of Spodoptera littoralis (African cotton leafworm), 2497 nucleotides long. Lineage: Eukaryota; Metazoa; Arthropoda; Insecta; Lepidoptera; Noctuidae. The record is from the annotation of a GenBank genome assembly.
GACUAAUGUCAUCUCACUGAUUGAUUGUGGUUUUGCGAUAGUAACUUACACUAAAACAUAAAUUGCUACAAAUGUGACCUCGAGAUUAAAUGCACUAAUUGCUGAUAAAUGUAUACACGAUUUAUUAAUUAACGAAGCGACCGUGACUAGCCACGACUGGCCGAGGACGGGCGCGGUGUGUGGUGGACAGUCCAGUGCGUAGCGCGAGGUCGGUGACCGUGGACGUGGACGAGUCGACAAAAUGUUGUCGCGCUACGUGGUGUCGCAAGUGAAGCACAACUCGUACUUCCUGGUGGGGCUGGCGCUGGGGCUGUGGCUGUCGCUGGCGCUGGUGCCUCUGGACGAGCCGACGGCCGCCGCCUGCGCGGCCGAGCUGGGCGCCGCGGCCGCGCCCGACGACUACGAGCCGCAGCGCGAGGAGCGGCCGCUGGGCGCGGGCGGGCGCGCCGCCGGCCGCGCCGUGCAGCGCCCGCGCUACUACAGCACCGAGCUCGGCAUGCGCGGAUCUCUACUCACCGGAGUGCUGAGCUCUGAAGAGGCUCUCAAGAGUCAGAUAGCCGCCCUGAACCGUACCACGGCGCGCCUACAGCCCGCUCUGAAGUUCUUCAUUACAGCCAGUGCCGUAAGCUCAGUACCCGGAAUGGCUAAUGUGGUAGGCUUCACUGACACCAGGGAAAUGCUGAAACCAUUUCAUGCUCUCAAGUAUUUAGCCGACAACUAUUUAGAAGAGUAUGACUUCUUCUUCCUAGUCUCUGAUACAGCGUAUGUGAAUGCCCAUCGCCUGACGGAGCUGGUGUCUCAGCUGAGUGUGAGUGAAGACAUCUACAUGGGCACUGUAGCAGAGGAUGACAGCCACUACUGCUCCCUGGACGCGGGCAUCCUGUUGUCGAACUCAGUGCUGCGCGCGGUGCACGGCCAGCUGGACUGGUGCGUGCGCAACUCGUACUCCGCGCACCACCACGAGAACAUCGGCCGCUGCGUGCUGCACGCCGCGCGCCGCGCCUGCGCAGACUGCGCCCAGGGCGCGCGCUACACGUCCGUGCGCGCGCCCGACGCCGCGCUGCCGCCGCUGACGGCCGCGCUGGCCGACGCCGUCACCGUCCGGCCCGUGGCGCGCGCCGCCGCGCUGUACGCGCUGCACGCCUACACGGCGCGGCGCCGCCUGCAGGCCGACCGCGCGGCCGCGCGCCGCCUGCGGGCCGGCCUGUGGCGCGGCGCGGCCCGCCACCCGCCGCACUACCGCAACGCCACGUGGCCGGCCGGCCUGCGCGCCGACCCCGGCCUCGCGCCGCCGCCGCCCGACUCCAGGUUUGACCACUUGCGCUGGGUGUCGUUCAACGCGACGCACGCGUUCUACCCCGACGACCACCACGAGGUCGCGCUCAUCACCGGCGCGCACCGCCAGGCGCUCGACCUAGUGCUGCGCGCGGCGCGGGGCUGGGCGGCUAAGCGCUGGGGCGGGGCCGAGCCCACGCUGUUGGAGGGGGCGUGGCUGUGGGAGCCGGCGCGCGCGCUGCGCUACCGCCUGGUGCUGCGGGAGGCGGCGGGGGCGGGGGCGGGGCCGCGCCUGCGCAUGCUGGAGGUGGCGCGGCCGCUGGGCGCGGCGCGGCUGCUGCCGGUGCGGUACGUCACGGAGUCCGCGCGCCUCACGCUGCUGGUGGCCGCGGCCCCCACCACGCCCCCCGCCGACCUGCGCGCCUUCCUCGCGCGGUACGAGGCCGUGUGCCUCACGCAGGACAAGAAUACCGCACUUAUACUGGUGAUAGUGGGCAACGCCAACGAGACCGCAGCGCUGGAGCCCAUUCGCGGCGAGGUGGAGGCGCUGCGCCAGCGACACUCGGGUGCUACCCUCACCGUGCUGGACGCGCCCGGCCCGCCCGGCUCCUCCCUUGCCGACCUGCCCGAGUACGACGCGCUGCUGGCGGCGGGAGGCGUGGCCUUGGAGGUCGCCGCCCCCCACACGUCGCGCGACGCCCUGCUGCUACUGCUGCCGCCGCACGCUGAGUUCAACCAGGACUUCCUCAACCGGGUCCGCAUGAACACGAUAUCGGGCGAGCAGUGGUACCUGCCGGCCGGGUUCGCGCGCCACUCGCUGUACGCGCACCCUCGCUUCCUGGCGCCGGCCGGCGGCAAGCCGCACGUCAACACCGGCCGCUUCAACCUGCGCGCCACGCUGGCGCUCGCCUUCUACCGCAGCGACUACGACGCGGCCGCCGCCGCCUGGCGCGGCGCGGCCCGCGCGCCCCCGGCCGCCGUGCUGGCGCGCGCCCCGCUGCGCGUGCUGCGCGCCCCCGAGCCCGCGCUCGUGCUGGCGCCGCGGCCCGCGCCGUGCGGGGCGGGGCCGGGCGCGGGGGCGGGGCCGGGAGCGGGGGCGGGGGGCGCGGCCAGUGCGUGCGCGCGGCGCCUGCGCUCGCAAGAGUUCGCGACGCUGGACGUGGGCGCGCGCCACUCGCUGGCGCAGUUACUGCUGGAGACGCAGGCGGAGCUCGACCAGUGA